CCCCGCCAUCCCCCAACACAUCAACUAAUUGAAACCACAUGUUCCGACCCCUCACCACUCUAUCCCGCAAAAUGGCCCCCGUCGAACGCAUCACCCUCUUCAAGAUCCCCAAUGAGGCUGAUCGCGAUCGCGUCUUGGAGCAGUAUAAGGUUAUGGCUAAGACGGCGCUGAAGGACGGAAAACCAUAUAUCCUCAAUGCCGCCGCCGGCCCAUCAUUCCCCGACCCGCGCAACAAGGGCUUCAAUCUAUCCGUGAAGACGACGUUCGCGUCGAUGGAGGACAUGAAGUUUUACGACGAGCAUUGCGAGGCGCAUAAGGCGCUGAAGGCGGUGGUGGGCCCCGUGAGGGAGGAUAUCUUGACGAGUUAUUUCCAGAGCGUGUUGUGAUUCUUCUUUCUACUGUCAUUGUUGUUGUUAUUAUUGUUAUUCUUAUUAUGGAUGUAUGUUCGUUCUGCUGGCUUGGGUGUACAAGAGGCGGGGUGUUAUUUACUUUACUUUACACGG
Molecule: messenger RNA, 503 nt
Organism: Aspergillus heteromorphus CBS 117.55
Lineage: Eukaryota; Fungi; Ascomycota; Eurotiomycetes; Eurotiales; Aspergillaceae
Product: Dabb family protein
Exons: 2
Coding region: 72-386 (104 amino acids)
Source: RefSeq, a predicted model, not a curated record